This is a messenger RNA of Cydia pomonella (codling moth), 2834 nucleotides long. RefSeq names its product putative transmembrane protein 183BP (gene fsd). Gene Ontology annotation, biological process: regulation of protein stability. Gene Ontology annotation, cellular component: SCF ubiquitin ligase complex. Lineage: Eukaryota; Metazoa; Arthropoda; Insecta; Lepidoptera; Tortricidae. The transcript has 3 exons. The record is from RefSeq and is a predicted model, not a curated record. The coding region runs from base 373 to 1404 and encodes 343 amino acids.
GUAUUAAAAAUCAAGAAGAGUAAUAAAUUAAUAAUCGUUGGGAAUAAUUAUGCUUUGGCAGCCAUUUGGAUUACCAAUGUCGAUAAGUUUUUUAUAUUUUAUGGGCGGGUAAGCAUGCUACUAAUCGAUAAGAAUGUCAAUGUCAAGUCAAAAUAGUCAAAUGUCAAAUCGAAAAAUAAAGCAGCGCUAAGCUGAGUUAUUAUUUUAUUUUCUUCCUUUAUCAUAACACAUAACCCAACCUAACCAUAUAAAAAGCAAUACAUUCUACCCAUUCCUAAUUUAACAGUGCUAUUAUGUUACUGUAGUUUAUUAGAACAGUUGAUUUCGUGCGAAGACUGAUUGUUUUUAAAACAGAAACAACCAAUAGAAUCAAUGCCGAAGAAAAAAGGAGACUGGAAAUGUACAAAUUCAGAUUUUACGUUAAAAGACUCCGCAGACGCGCCAAAACCAAUCAGACGUCUUAAAAAAGCUCAGAUAACAGAUACUGGUGAAGUAUCAUGGGAUGAAAUGGCAGACUAUGACCUGGUCGAAGAGAUAGACGCUGAAGGUUACAAAAGGUACAUAUACAAGAAAAAGAGCAGUGCAAAACUUGAAGUUGAUAUUGACAAGCGUCCAGGUAUAGUAUACCCAGAAAUAGUAUUUUAUUUGAUAUCUGCGUAUAUCAAACCAGAGCAAAUAGGCAGUUUUGCUGCCAUAAAUAAAGCAUCAUAUGCCUGCACGCAACGGGAAUCAUUCUGGCGCAAUCUAUACAAGCGUUACUGUCAGGGACAUCCUCGGUUACCACCGAGAUUGAGGAUUGAGAAUAGUUUUAAAGUGUAUGGCUUAAAGCAGAGAGUCAUACGAGCGUUGUACCAUACAUACAGUGUGUUUGUACACAAGAUUGAGCUUGAUGCUAUACAGGAUAGUAGACCGCACCGUUUGGUGAAACGUCGCUGUAUAAAUGUCUGGUACAAUAAAGGACCAAUAUACUGGCUGGUGUAUUUUAAGUUAAAGAAGGUGCCGCUGGAACGGCCGCAGAAUGAAAAUGGGAAUAUGUUGGAUGAGCUGGAUAGGAUUGAUGCUAAUCCGGAUGAGGAUUGUCAAGUGUUGCAGGUGACCUGCACAAGUUUCCACGAAGUCCCACCACUCCUUGGCAUGACACUAAGCUCAGUGUCAGUGGUUCUGUCCCCAGGGUUCCGUCACCACCGUCUCAGCCUCGGAUUCAGCACCAGCGCUCACAACAUCUCCCGGAACCUAGUCCCGGACCAAUCAAUUAUCAUAGACACCGUUGUGACUAUUUUUGUGUUUGACUGGUGGCACCCGAAGUACCCACAUUUUGAUAAUAUUCUGCCUGCGAGGGUUAAGGAUGAGGAGUCUAUGCCGGUGUUGAAGAAAGAGUUCUUUAAUAUGAGUUUAGCGGAUUGAUUGAGGUCUGUUGGUGAUAUGUGCCGUGAUUUUGCUGCUUUGUUUAACUGUUUGACCGCUAAAGACGUCAAUUGAAGCGCUGCUACAGCUUAAUAUCAACCUACGUAAAUUUUGACAAGGUUCACGAUAACGUACGGUCACGUCUGAAAAUAUCGAUACGGACAAAGUGCCAAAAAUAUGUAUACACUACCCUAAUACAUGGGCCAUAAAGUCGUGUAUACAUAUUUUUGGCACUUCGAUCGUGUCGAUGUUUACAGACGUGACUGUAUCACACAUGAUAGUCGUACCGUUCAAAGGGUUAAUGGGUUAGGAAAAAAGAUGCAUUUCAUAAAAAUCUGUCAAUAAAAUUUGUGAAUCAGGUCAUUAAUUUUAAUGACUUUUUUAUGUCGGAUAAAUUUUGCUAAACUACAUCUUUUUUGUUAUCCAGGACCGAAUAACACAAAGAACUAUAUGUAACUUUCAGACGGCAUUAACCCUAGAGUGCUCGCGCUAUGAGCAUUUUGCCGCCCGUGGCGAAAAAACUGAUUACUUGAUAGAUCGUGUCCUUCACGAAGACGCGUGCCUUGACUUAUAUUGUCAUGUUAUUAAAGGUUAGAUUUGACAAAUCUGCGCGUCAUCGUGGAUGACACGAACUGGAACGCGGUUCAUUUACUAAAGUAGUUUUUUGUACUAGUGUAAAACUAUAAUAAAUGUUACUUUUUCUAAUACUAUUUGAAUUAUUUUAUCUCAUAAAAUAAUAACAAACUGAUUUAUCCAUUAUUUUAAACAAAAAAAUCAUGUUGAAUAUGGGCGGGAUAAUGCUCCCCGUGCGUUGAGAUUCACGAAAAGGCGCGGUUACUCUAAGGUCCUGUUUCACAAUGUCCAAGUAUUGGAUAGCUAAUUAAUAAAUAAAUUAGCUGCCAGACAAAACUACCUUAAGUUGUAAAGGUAUUUAUCUACCAGUUAAGCUUAUUUAAAGAUUGUGAAACGCCAACGACGACUUUAUUCGUCAGAUGAGACUUGGACAUUGUGUAACAGGCCUUAAAUUUUGUUUGAAUUUCUCAUAGACAAUUUUUUAAUUUCAUGAUGUGGUAAUAAGGUCGAAAUGUUGGAAAUAUGAUUUGGCUGUGUCACCAGUGGAUUACUCUUGAUUGUGAUAUAUUAUCUAUAGAUAGAUAUAUUAUUUUUCGAUGUUAUAUUGGAGAUUGGAGGUCUAUUCCUUGAAACUGAAAUUUACUUCUAUGUUCCAGAUUUUUUGGAUUUUAGGACAGGAUAAAUUCGAAUUUAGUCUUUCUGACGUUGAUGUAAAGUCUAAUUUCAUUUGAUCUGCUUUUCCACUAGACGUAUGAGUUGGUAUCGGCAUUAGAGUUGAGGUCACGCACACAACAACAUGUCAUGUAAUGACAGUUCGGAUUUGGAAAUCGAUAACGGCGAAGGCCUAGCGGAGGGCG